This is a messenger RNA of Arachis ipaensis, 3593 nucleotides long. The record is from RefSeq and is a predicted model, not a curated record. Lineage: Eukaryota; Viridiplantae; Streptophyta; Magnoliopsida; Fabales; Fabaceae.
UCCUGAGAAUAAUAAUGUCAUUGCAAUUACUGCAGCAAAUGAUCCAAUUAACGAUCCAACGUUGACAACAACUCCUCAUCAAAUUACAUUCAUUAUAUAAUACACUGCACCGUUCUUCUCAUCUCUAAGAGAUUGCAGGCAUGGAUCUUAAAAUACCAAUAGAUGACCAAUUCUCCAAGUUGCAUCCUUCAUUACCAUUAAGCACCAGAAUUGGAAUAGUUGGUGCUGGUCCAAGUGGUUUAUCAGCUGCAUAUGCACUCUCUAGACUUGGUUAUAAUAAUGUCACAGUUUUGGAGAAACAUCACACAGUUGCUGGCAUGUGUGAAUCAGUAGAAAUUGAAGGGAAAAUUUAUGAUCUGGGUGGGCAAGUUCUUGCUGCAAAUAGUGCUCCAGUCAUCUUUCAUCUCGCGAAAGAGACAGGAUCGGAACUAGAAGAAAUGGACUCACACAAGCUUGCUCUCAUUGACCCUUACUCUGGAAAGUUCCAAGAUGUUAAUGUUGCUGAUGAUUAUGUAUCUGUUAUGACACUUACUUUGGAUAUUCAAGAAAAGGUGAAGAACUCUAAGCAUUUUGGGAUCCAUGCUGUUAGCCAAGUUGCUUCAGACUUAACUACAGAUUAUCUUGAGAGUCAUGGACUCAAAUCUGUUCCUAAAUCUGUGGCUUAUGGUUACACUGCCUCAGGAUUUGGAUUUGUCCAAGACUUGCCUUAUGCAUACAUUCAUGAAUUUACUAGAACAUCAAUGGCCGGAAAAAUUCGACGCUUCAAAGGUGGAUAUACAAGUCUAUGGAAGAAGAUUGCUGAAUCACUUCCUAUAAAACUUCAUUGUAACACUCAAGUGUUGGCGAUCAGACGUAGCUCUGAAAGUGUCAAAGUAACUGUCAAGAGAUUAAAUGAAAAUGAAAAAACCAUGGAGUUUGAUAAGAUCAUAAUCUCUGGUAAUUUUCCCUUAAGAUAUGGAAGAACUUAUAGAUCAGUGCCUUCAGCUUUCACAGAGUCUGAAGAAGAAGUCAUGGAUGCAACUGAACUUGAAAGGGACUUGUUCAGCAAAGUAGAGACAUUUGAUUACUACACCACAGUUUUUAAGAUUAAAGGAUUUGAACAUCUUCCAAUUGGGUUCUUUUACUUUAGUGAAUACAUGGAAGAUCCCAACACCAUUGGAAAUCCUGUUGCAAUGCAGAAGUUUUAUGAUGACAGUGACAUAUUCUUGUUCUGGUCUUAUGGCAACUCUUCUGAUAUUAAGGGACCAACUGUCAUCGAGCUUGCGAUUAAAGCGGUUGAAUCCAUGGGGGGGAAAAUUGACAAAUUCAUCCUUCAACGUCGCUUCAAGUAUUUUCCUCAUGUUAACAGCCAAGAUAUGAAAUCUGGUUUCUAUGAAAAGCUGGAGUCAGAACUUCAAGGUUCAAGGAAUACUUACUAUGUCGGCGGCCUUAUGGCUUUCGAGCUCACAGAGAGAAAUUCAUCCUAUGCCAUGGCUCUCAUGUGUAAGAACUUUGCAACUAGCAGUGAUUUGCCAAUGUUCCCUUACACUAAGAGUUUGUUUCCACUACAAACUGAGUUCCAGAAAAAGGAGCCUAGAGAACUUGGUGAAUUGCCUGGGGUGCAAUUUCCCAAUUUGCCCUCUUUGAACAGCUAUUUGAAGCACUGGGGAACUCAUCCAAUCACUCAAAACAGAACUCUUUAUUCUUGGAUAAAUGAAGAAGGAGAAGUUGUAUGCACAAGGAGCUAUGGAGAACAAAAUUCCAAUGCUUCUUGUAUUGCUCAGAAUCUCUUAUCAUGCCGAAAGCCAAUCAUCAAGCCCGGUGACAAGGUUCUCCUAGUCUAUGUCCCCGGUCUGGAUUUCGUCGAUGCCUUCUUCGGAUGCAUAAGGGCUAAAGUUAUACCAGUUCCUGUUCUUCCUCCAGACCCCAUGCAAAAAAGUGGACAAGCACUUGUGAAAAUUGACAAUAUUGCAAAGUCAUGUGGCAUAGUGGCAAUUCUAUCAACAAAAGGUUAUCACUCAGCCGUGCGGGCCGGAUUUGUUAAAGGUCUAAUCUCAUUAUCCGGAAAAGAUGGGAAGUCUUCAGCUAGAUGGCCAAAUCUUCCAUGGAUGCACACUGAUUCUUGGAUCGACAAGUCAAAAAGUCUGGCUUCUAAAUAUGUAGAUGAUCAAUGUGAGGCUCAACCUGGUGAUAUUUGUUUCUUGCAGUUUACGUCAGGUUCAACUGGGGAUGCUAAAGGAGUGAUGAUUACUCAUGGAGGCCUAGUUCACAAUGUGAAGUUGAUGAGAGGAAGGUACAAGAGCACCUCGAGGACCAUGCUAAUAAGCUGGCUUCCUCAGUACCAUGACAUGGGGCUCAUUGGAGGACUUUUUACAGCUCUUGUUAGUGGUGGAUCGGCCGUGUUGUUUUCGCCAAUCACAUUCAUCAAGAAGCCAUUGUUGUGGCUUGAAACUAUGAGUAAGUACCAAGCAACUCAUAGUGCUGCCCCUAACUUUGUGCUAGCUCCAGGAUAUGGCUUGGCCGAAAACUGCGUUUUCGUCAGCUGCGCAUUUGGACAAAGUAAUCCUAUUCUUGUUGAUUGGCAAGGAAGAAUCUGCUGUGGAUAUGUCCAGCCAGGAGAUGCUGAUGUUGACAUCAGAAUUGUUGAUCCUGAGAGUGGCGAAGAGCUUCAAGAAGAUGGAAAAGAAGGAGAGAUUUGGAUAAGUAGUCAAAGUUCAGGAAUUGGGUAUUGGGGAAAGGAUGAACUGAGCCAAAAAACUUUCAGGAAUGAGCUUCCAAACCAUCCUGGAAGAAACUUCACAAGAACUGGUGACUUGGGAAGGAUAAUAGAUAGGAAGCUAUUCAUCACAGGAAGAAUCAAGGAUCUGAUCAUUGCAGCUGGGAGAAAUAUAUACUCAUCAGAUGUUGAAAAGACAGUUGAGAAUUCAUCCGAAUAUCUUCGUCCCGGGUGUUGCGCUGUCAUUGGUGUCCCUGAGGAGAUUCUAUCAGCAAAAGGUAUUGCCUUGCCUGACGGGUCUGAUCAAGUUGGCCUCGUUGUGAUUGCAGAAGUAAAGGAUGGUAAAUCAGUUAGCAAGGAUGUGAUUGAGCAUAUUCAAACUCGUGUUAUAGAAGAACAUGGAGUUAGUGUUGCUUCUGUCAAGUUGAUCAAGCCAAGAACCAUCAGCAAAACAACAUCAGGAAAAAUCAAGAGGUUUGAGUGUCUCAAACAGUUUGCAGAUGAAACACUGAACUUGGUGCCACAACCUCUCUUGACAAAGAAAAAAUUGGUAAGGUCAUUUACUACUGGAACUUGCAAAGAUGGAAGAACACCAAGGUCCAAUGUAGCAAAGAACAAUCUUGGAACUAGCCAAAGAAUCAGCAACAAGGAAAUUGUGGAGUUCUUGAAAAAGCUUAUUUCUGAGCAGGCAGGAAUCCCAGAAAGUGACAUAUCAGUCACAGAUAACAUAACAUCUUUUGGUGUUGACUCAAUUGGUGUUGUCAAAGCAUCACAAAAACUCUCAGAUUUUUUGGGAGUUCCGGUUGCAGCUAUUGAUGUCUUCACUACUUCUUGCAUUCAAGAGUUGGCUAACUUCUCAGAAAAUCUUCUAUUCAAAAGAAGAUAUAGAGAUUGCUGA